Molecule: messenger RNA, 915 nt
Organism: Gilbertella persicaria
Lineage: Eukaryota; Fungi; Mucoromycota; Mucoromycetes; Mucorales; Choanephoraceae
Product: periplasmic binding protein-like I
Exons: 4
Coding region: 1-915 (304 amino acids)
Biological process (GO): G protein-coupled receptor signaling pathway
Cellular component (GO): membrane
Molecular function (GO): adenylate cyclase inhibiting G protein-coupled glutamate receptor activity
Source: RefSeq, a predicted model, not a curated record
AUGGCUGUAACAAACGCAGUUUAUGCAUCUGUAACGCUAUUACAACAAGGUGUUAUUGGUGUUAUAGGUGAUAUUUCGAGUUCUUGGACAAGUCUAAGUGCUCUAAUGACUUCUACACUUGAGAUACCACAAUGUUCAUAUACUGCUAAUGCGAUUGCAUUUUCAGAUAAAACACAAUAUAAAUAUUUUUUUAGAACGAUACCUACUCAAGUCAUUAUUGCAGAUGUCAUGCUUUCAUUUGCAUCUACUCAAGGAUGGAACAAGCUAGGUGUGAUAUACACAGACGAUCCACUUGGGCAACAAUUUUAUCAAAAAGCAUUGAUUCAAGCGACUUCAAUGGAUCUUCAUAUUCUACAUUAUCAAGCCAUUCCAACAACGAGUACAACAGAAGAUAUGAAUAGUGCAUUAAGAAAUAUUACAAAUGGUGGUGCACGCAUUAUUAUGGUGGCUGCGACAUCGAUUCCACAAAGUCAACUUUUAAUUCAGGCGCAUGAAUUAGGCUUACUCAGUAAGGAUUAUGUUUGGCUUAUGAUGGGUGACACGACAAAAGACUUGCAGGCAAGCGUCGAGAAAUACAACAACAACCAUACUUCCAAAAUUGAUUAUGCAACUGAUUAUCAAGGCUUGUUUUUAUUUGAUAAUUGGCUUUCUUUAGAUGGCUACCCUCCUUUUGAAAAUUUUCUUGAUGCUUGGUCACUUUUAAAUCCUGAUGCUUUAGCAUAUUCUUGCAUGAUGGUUAUGGCUGAAGGGUUCGGAAAAAAAAUCAGUGGCAGCAAAAAUCAAACAGAACAGUUGCUUCGAUUAGCAAGUGGCGGGUUAGGUGAAGAAAUGAUACCUAGUGCUUUUAAUGUUGGCUACGUUGGACCAGAAGGACAAAUGAAUUAUGAUACCAAUGGUGACUUAACAACUGGGUAA